UUCACUCUCUCUCUCUCUCUCUCUCUCUUUCUCUCUAUCUUAGUCAACCGAUUUCCCAUUGCGUUCCCCUCAUCUCUCGAUCUUUCCUUCUUCCAUCCACCCAAAUUCCCUCCUCCCCACCUCCUCCAGUCGAUAUCUCUCCGACUCUUGAUCGAAUCUCCUCUCCAAAGAUCGUAUCUUUGAUUCUCUUUUCUUGUUUUUUCAAACUCCCCCACCCAUCUCUCUCUCUCUCUCUCUCUCUCUCUCUCUCUCUCUCUAUAUAUAUAUACACAGCGCCCCGAAACCCCCUCCCUCCUCCUCCUCUUCUUCGCCUCUCGGAGUGGAAGACGACUAGAAGCAGGCGGCGGCGACCGGUGCUUCGGUUCUUUUCUCUCCGAUCCAUGUCGUUUCCCGACGACCCCGACGACGCCCAUGUGCUUCCUGCCCCGUCGGACCCCCGUCUCGCGGUCUGCCUCCGCUCAGAACCGCCCUCCGGUCGGACCCUUUACGGCCCCCGCAACCCUAGAGGCCGCCUUGGCUCGCCUCAGCCUCCUGCCUUGCUCCGGUCACGAGACGUGCGUUUAUCCGGGUCGCGUCGAGCUGGAUGACGGGGUGGACGAUGUGUCCUUGGCUUUGAAGGGUAAUGAGCUGAGCGGCUUGAGCCGGCGCAGCUUCAGUAUCUGGUCCCCGGAUUAUCGCCACCCCGGGGACCAUCGGAGUCUGCUAGGGUCUUGUCCUGAUGGGCGAGAAAUUUAUGGGGCGGCCGAGGCCGAAGUGCUGCGUCCAGCGUUUAAUACUCUUGGCCAGGUUGGUUUGUAUAGGGAUGGGUCAUGGGACUAUUAUACGGAUAGGAUUAGCCAAGUCUCGCCAAACACAAAUCUUCCGCAGCAAAACGGGUUGUUAAACGAUUACUCCAGGAUUUAUUCAGGUGUGACUGAUAAUGGAUAUCAUGUAAACGGGCUUGUUUCCGGAAGUAGUCCGAAUGAUAGGAGGGCGCAAUUCCUGCAAGCAUCAUUCAACUGUACAUCUGUAGAAGCUAUGCGAGGCCGAGUAGAGUCCAUUGCCAAAGAUCCAGAAGGUUUCCGGAUUUUACUCUCCAUGAUGGAGAGGAUGGACAGGGAUGAGACGGAACUAGUUUUCUCGGAGAUUAUUCGACGUGUCGGCGAUUUGAUGACCGACCCUUUCGCUAACCAUGUGGUGCAGAGGCUCUUCGAAGUCUGCAGUGAGGAACAGAGGAAGCAAAUUUUGUAUGCGGUGACCUGGAAUUCUCAAAUUGUUAGCAUAUGCCUUAGCACAUAUGGGAUUCGUUCUGUACAGAAGUUAAUGAACACACUUACCACUCGUUGGCAAAAGAAUGUGGUUAUACAUGCCCUCGCACCUUUUAUGUAUCAAUUGAUCAAGAACGCUGUCGGUCAUCAAGUCAUCCGGCACUGCCUUAAGGUCUUCUCUAAUGAAGAUAAUGAGAUCCUUUAUGAUCUGGUGGCUACUAAGUGUUUUGAGAUUGCAAUUGAUAAAAGUGGAUGCUGCAUUCUGCAACAAUGUGUUGAACAUGCGCAAGGAAAGCAAAGAGAUCGCCUCGUGGCUGAAAUUACAAGCCAUGCCCUUCUGCUAGCUGAAAACCGCUAUGGCAACUAUGUGGUACAACAUCUGCUGACUUUGGAGAUCCCACAAGCUGCUGAUGAUCUUCACAGACAGUUCCUCGGCAGCUAUGUAAAUCUAUCCUGCAAUAAGUAUGGUAGCAAUGUGGUGGAGAAAUGCUUGACAGAGAUGGGAUACAACCAAUUCAAACAAAUUGUUGUGGAGUUGCUUGAAGAAUUCCUGAAGGUGCUCUUGGACGAAUUUGGAAACUACGUCAUCCGAAGGGCAGUUGAGGUGUCCAAGGAGCAGCGGCAGACCCAAAUCUACUACAUUUUGUCAGCGGAGCUCAAGAGAUUGGAUCCACAAAUCAAGAGCAAUCCUUAUAGCAAGAAGGCGGUCUCUCGGCUCGAGAAGCAGAACAUAUUGCCGUGAUGAGGAUAUGUGUUUGCUCAGAAAGUAAAGCUGCAUAUUUUGAUUUCUGCCAGUUGGUCUUUAGGCUAACCUUCCUGUUGGUGUUUGUUGUUGUUGUUGUUGUUGUUGUUGGGUCUUAGGCUAAUAAGUUCUCCGUGCCCCCCUGGUGUUUGGUGUCCAGUGUUCAUUUCCUCAUUUGUGGCUUGUGAAAUAGGGAGACAUGUUUGAGU
Rhodamnia argentea is the source of this 2198-nucleotide messenger RNA. RefSeq names its product putative pumilio homolog 8, chloroplastic. Gene Ontology annotation, biological process: post-transcriptional regulation of gene expression. The transcript is spliced from 5 exons. The coding region runs from base 412 to 1989 and encodes 525 amino acids. Gene Ontology annotation, cellular component: cytoplasm. Lineage: Eukaryota; Viridiplantae; Streptophyta; Magnoliopsida; Myrtales; Myrtaceae. Gene Ontology annotation, molecular function: mRNA binding. The record is from RefSeq and is a predicted model, not a curated record.